AUUAAAUCAUAUAUAUCAAUCUCCACGGCAACUGUAGUGGAGAGGAAAAAAUAGGAAGGAAACAUAAUUAAAUGACUGGGCCUGUACCUGGAAUGUCCAGCAGGGGCCGCUCCACAGCAACUGCAGUGGAGAAAACAGUACAUGAAGAAGUGGCAAUUCACUGGGUUAGCCGCUACCCACAUGGAAAACGGGAAGCAAUGCUCCUGCACCUGGAAUCUCCAGCAGGAGUUGCUUCACUACAGCUGUAGACAGGAACCUCGAUUCUGGAUGAGGUCUUCUGAGAGAGAGCCCCGUUACCACUGGAUCAGACCUGACGUACGGUUUUUCCGGGCUGACAGUGGACCCAGGUCUCAGUAUAGGAGACCUGAAUGGCGUGAUUAUCGGCCUUUUCCGCCUGAAAUCACAAGGGUUCGGGGACCUGUAAACAGAUACGGCUACUCACAUUUUCCCAACCGUGGGAAUAAUGUAAAUUUUUCGAAACCCCAGGAACGGGAUACAAUACGUACCUGGACCAAAAACCACAGUGCUUCGGCACUGCAAAACCCAAGCGGCAAACAGGGUGCCGCACCUGCAAAACAGAGAACAAAACAAAAUAACAAACACAAAAAUAGGAAACACAACAAAAAGAACACAAAUACAAAUCUAGCUAACCCACAAACAAACACACAGGACAAAAAUAGUGCUACUUACAAAAGAUUUACUGGUCUGGUGAGGAGUUUAUUUAAUCUGAUGCGGUCUCACCACCACAUGGAGAUGGUUGCGGCUAACGCUGAAACAGAGCCCCCAACCUUCUCCAGACUAACUGCUUACCUUUCUAAAGUGGUGAAACCAGCAAACAUAACACCCCAGACCAGAAUCUUGUUAGAGGGAAAUGCUAGAAACUGGGCCUACACCACACGGCUCAUACUCACAGAGCAUUAUCAAACACACAUUAGCCAGGAAACAGCAGAGCUAAUAAAGGUGGGGGUGCAGGACAUGAGAGAGGCACUAGAGGUCGCCACUAGAUGGUACCAAAAAAGGUACCCAAAGAAAUACAUGGGGGAUGCAGUUAAUAGUGUAGAAAAAUUAUUUCCACACUUCAAAGCACACCUGAGGCUGUAA
Molecule: messenger RNA, 1101 nt
Organism: Pygocentrus nattereri (red-bellied piranha)
Lineage: Eukaryota; Metazoa; Chordata; Actinopteri; Characiformes; Serrasalmidae
Exons: 2
Coding region: 142-1101 (319 amino acids)
Source: RefSeq, a predicted model, not a curated record